CAGCACUCACUCCACAACUCCUCAUGUCCAGCGACGACGAGGACAAUGUGGGAACGCCCGCCAACAUCCUCGCGGACGAAGCCACUGACUCGUAUGAGGUUCUUUACGAAGGCAUGGUGAAGCGAAAGUCCGGCGGCGGCGGCGGGCGAUCGCUGAAAUCGUGCCAGUUGCGCAUUUACGCCGACGGUGUGCUCGUGGACAUUGGUAUGGAGCGGGAAUACACGUUGUUGGACGUGACGGACUGGCAGAUUGACCGCAAGAAGAUCAAAGACGCAGCGCUCGCGGACGCCGGCCUUCGCGUCGACUGCCGCGGCAACGAAGACCGCGUCGUGACGUUGUGGCUCGUGCUCCCGUCCGAGCAGGAGCGGCACAAGUGGAAGGUCUACCUGCUCGCGGGGCUGCAUCCCAACAGCAAGGAAGGGCAGCGAGUGAGGCGCAUGGUGGCGCAGCAAAACCAACAAGACAAGAUCCGCAUCGCCGAGGUCGAACGCACCAGACAAGCGUUGGCCCACGCUCAGAAGCCACCAAAAAAGAAACCAAUUGCCACCAAAUCGACGCGGGUGUUAACCAGUGAAUCGUCUUCCGAUUGGCAGAAAUACACGAGCGACGACGGCCAAGUGUAUUAUUACAACGCGACUACGCAGGAAAGCCGAUGGACGCUAGAGCCACCAACAACCACGCGACGACCUAGUAGGAGAGCUAGUACUCUGGAGACUACUAGUAGAUCGAGAAGUCGUAAACCUCCUGUCAAGUCUACCAAGAAAUCCCUGGACAACGCUCCGUCACCCAUUUUGAGUGACGACGAGUUGUCUGAAGGCGGCAGUGAGGAAGCAAGUGCCGGGGUAGCUCGAUUAGAAGAAAGCCCACCAGAGCUAGUAAUACUAGACACCCCCACAGAAGAGGAACAAAAUGCUGCCACGACAAAGAAAGAUGUCACAAGUGCGUUGGAGAUGAUGCUGGGAAGAGGCCCCCCGUCGUCAAAAUUAACCAAGUUGGAGAGUGUCAGCAACGAAGACACUUCAAAGUCUCCUGUGCACGACGAACCACCUGAUGACCUGACAUUAACGACCGCCGAGCGACUUCGGCUCAAGAGGCAGCAACGGCAGACUCAAAUGUUCACAACUGACGACGUGGAUGACACGGAUAUUUUUUUGCAAAAGUUGGCGGAAAAAGCAAAAAAAAAGGCCAACGAUCCACUCAAUUUGGACCAAAAACUCGAAACUGGCGAUCCGUUUCAAUUCCCCAUGGACGAAUGGCUCGAUGUCGAGCAAGAGAUCUUGUUGGCGCCUCCACCGGGGGAAGGGGCUGCCGAGGUGCCGAAUCCCGAAAAUAAAAGCAAGAAAAAAAAGAAAAAAAAGUUAUUGUCACCCCCGCUACCGCCUCCACUAGUAGACCACGAUGUAGUAGCGCCGUUGGAACGCAGAAAGAGUAAGAAGAGUCGGCGAGUAUUGGAGUUAUCGUCUCAAGAGGACCAAGUCAUGUCGGGGGCGGCACCACCGUCAGUAGUAGUACUACCAGUGAAGCCAACCUCGUCCCAGAUGGAGGUUCUUUCUAUCAAGAGCAGCAAGCAACGUAACGAUCGAAAGGCAAAGAAGAAAAAGAACGCUGUACACGAAAGAAACUUGUUGAGCCAGUCAUCGGACGAAAACUCCGCACUCCUACCCGACCAACCUAUGGCAACCCAAAGCAGCUCAGCUCCGUCUCUAAAUGGCCUCAACUCUUCCUCGCCAUUAGUGGACCAUGUACGACCUACGCCUGUACGACCUACAACUCCACUGUGGACAACGCACAUAGCCCCCGAUGGUCGCGAGUAUUACUUCAACACACACACUCAAACCAGUGUUUGGGACAAACCCAUCGAGUUUGUCCCAGAUCUCCUCCCUGACCCUCCAGUUCAAUCCUUGUCGACUGCUUUGGUGCCUGCGUAUGUGACCAGCGAGCUCAUUCCGCCACAUGUGAAAAUGGACACCAGAGUCUGCCCCCACUGCCACGUCACAGCCCCCACUCAACGAUGCGUCGAGUGCGAGUCUGUGUUUUGCGACGCUUGCUGUGCUAACCACCACCUUCGGUACGGGUCCAUGUUCAACCACACGAUGGCGUUGCUCUCUGUGCCGUUCUGCCACUCGUGCGAAGCGUCCAGCGCAUCCCAGACGUGUGUGGACUGCCACGUCAACUUGUGUGACGCGUGCGCGUCAUUUCUCCACCGCAAACCGCCCAAACAUCUCCACAAACGUGUACCAGUUUACCUAACGACAACGACCCCAGAACGACUUAUAAAGCCAAAAGAGUCCAUUUCCCCUACUGCCACCACGCAACAGCAUACGACUUCACUUGACCCCCCCAUAAUGUCCAUCCCGCAACAUGCGAUACUGUACCAACCACCUGUGACAACGUUGGCAGUGGCGCCCCACUUGCCUCGAUGUGCGACAUGUGGAGGUUGGGGCGUCGACCUCAUCCCGCCCACUCGCACGUACGAAAUGUUGUACUAUUAAUAUUGUCGAUUGGAUAGUACAAAUGUGGGUGAAAUCGAAUCGCGCUGACCAAACCGAUCCACAAUCGAUCUGAUUGGUUGUUGAAUUUCAUGGAGAAGGUUUUGAUUGGCUAAUAAUUUUGAGCUCAUCUGAGGUAG
Molecule: messenger RNA, 2629 nt
Organism: Aphanomyces astaci
Lineage: Eukaryota; Oomycota; Saprolegniomycetes; Saprolegniales; Verrucalvaceae
Exons: 17
Coding region: 24-2492 (822 amino acids)
Biological process (GO): mRNA cis splicing, via spliceosome
Cellular component (GO): U1 snRNP; U2-type prespliceosome
Molecular function (GO): zinc ion binding; protein binding; RNA binding
Source: RefSeq, a predicted model, not a curated record